Harmonia axyridis is the source of this 7966-nucleotide messenger RNA. RefSeq lists its product as uncharacterized. NCBI's taxonomy places the organism in Eukaryota, Metazoa, Arthropoda, Insecta, Coleoptera, Coccinellidae. The coding region runs from base 4344 to 7685 and encodes 1113 amino acids. The record is from RefSeq and is a predicted model, not a curated record. The transcript is spliced from 8 exons.
AUCGACUGCUAUGGUCAUUAGCCUCUAACCUAACCAUCACCGGACAUGUACAACAUCCAUGACCUAGCCAGGAUUCGAACCCGGUACCUUCGGCACCACAGUCGACAUCUCUGUCCACUGCACUACCGAGGUAGUCUGAUUAGAGAAUUGAAAAGAUAAUAAUGCAGAACCCCAAGUGGUCAUGAAAUCCGGCAACGUAAAGCGAACGCCGACAAGCCUGAUGAGUUCUUGAAAACUUCACUUUCACUUUGAAAAUGUGUGCAGUAAAACUGUCUGCGCGAAAAUUUGAAUUACACUUCUCAGUUUAGUUUUUAGUGGUGUUUCCGAAUAUCGAAACAGAUUUUCAAAAUUCCGAUGUACAGGGUGUUGUUACGAGGAUUCAAACUAUUCAUAAUUUUUUGUUAACCAGGACCUGAAUUUUCGAGGUGGUUAUUGCAUGAUACGUUUGGGCUCUCAAUUAGGAACAUAUUUGCCAAAUAUGAAGAAAAUAUACUGGGUGGUUCGUUUGAAAUGGCCUCUGAAAGGAACGGGCAAAACGCAUAAAACACUCUGUAUCUCGCCUACGAAGACUGUAAGACCCAAUGAAUGGGGUAUCUCCAGAAUCGCCUUGGUGUCAACUAAGCACCUAUGAAGUAUUUCCGUUUCCCAAUGAAACACCCUGUAUACGCGAAAUUUGCAGGGAAGGUUCGGAUCUCCAAUGCCGCAGUUGAGUUCGUUUAAUAAGCAGAACCUGAAUAGGGGUUCCGUAAAUAUGGCCGUUCGAAAUUUUGUAUUUUGUGAAUUUCGAAACCAAAGUCACAUUUGCGAGGGAAAUUUGCAUUCAGAUGUAGAAUGACCAUAUAAAGCUUCGUGCGAAAUAUCUUGUUGAUCACUUGAUCAGAACCAUAGAAACUCUGUUACCACAGAACUGACGUUGAGUUGAGAUUUUGGGUAUUGAUAUAAAAUAGCAAUGCUAAGCUCCUCGCCAAAUUUCAAGCUUAUCGCAUAAUGAGAACCAUAAAAAAUUAACCAUAGAAAAUUCAAGAAGAAUAUUGGAUAUUAAAAACUUGAUAUCUCUGUGAUUACAGAUCUGAUCAGAUGGAGAUUUCGCGUGUAUACAUAAAAUGAUCAUUCGAGACUGCGUGCACAAUUUCGUGCGGAUAGCAUAAACAGAACAAUAGAAAAUUCAAGAAGAAUUAAAAAAAUGUACACCUAAUAUAUAAGUUACAACAAAUUUGCUCGAGUUGAAAUUUUGCCUGAAUAUAUAAAUUAUCAAUUUUGAUCUUCAUGCAAAAUUUCGUGUGAAUAGAGGCUUCUACAUAAAAUUCAAGCAGAAUAUUGAAAAUAUUAAAGUCCGGCUUGAAAAGACUCCUCGGGGUCGGUAUAGAGAUGAUUCAGAUAUAGGUACAUCUUUUUAAUGUUGAAUUUCGGGACCGUAACCAGAUGUCUUCAAUCCAUAUAGUGAAUUCUCCAGUUAUCGGCAAUACAAGGGUUGUAAAUAAAUGUUUACACCACGUCUGGUGUUUUCUUCAAGAUGUGGAUGAUGAUAUUCCCCCUCUUAUCGAAUUUUUGCUGCAAGAGCCCUAGUACAGCGUUGCCGUUCGUACGAUAAUUAUCGUUUUGUACGAUAAUUUGCUGCUCAAUUCUAUGUACGAUAUCGCAUGUACGAUAAUAGCGUUUUGUACGAUAAUUUCAGUGUACCUAUCAUUUGAGCUAAAGUGUCAAUAGAUACUCAAAAUAUAAUGAAACUCAGUAUGACCAGAUUUAGUUGAUAUCCAAUUUUUCAGUAGAUUAUUGCAUUUUCAGGAAGUUUUUAAUAGGAAGAAAUCAUUUGAUAGAUUUUAGUAGUUUCAAAAAAUCUAACCGAGACGGUUGGGAAUGUCUAGACUCAAGAAUGUUCCGAUGAAUCAAUUCAUAUUCAAUAUAAUAUACUUUUCAAUUGAAAAGGGCGUAUCUGCAAAAUAGCACAUUUGGGAUAUUUGUCUUUGAAGACUUUCAUUUCAUCCACAGAUUCAAUUGAAUUAAUAUGAAGAAAAAAUAAAUGAUAAUGCAUGUUAAUUAAAUUUAAUCUGUAGAUGGCACAAAUGAAAGUAUUUAAAGUUCAAUCAAUAUCCCAAAAGUGAUUUUUUGUAGAUACGCACGCACUUCUCAAUUCAAACGUCAGUAUAGAUUCAUCAUAUUCCAAUCUGAUCACGCUGAUGAAACUGUUGAAAUGAUGUUCGAUCAAUACAUUGCUUUCCGGAAAUAAAGAGGAUCUUAUACGAAUUCAAUACAGUAAUUACAAUAUCUUAUGCAUAAUGGACCUGUACUUAGCAACUCUCAUGCUUGUAGACACCUCUGAUAAUGCUUUGUCGGCAUUAUCCAUAACAGAAUUACGGUUCGUUUUAUGGGUCGGCUUUAAAAUUCAGUAAAGACGGAUAACUUUUUUGACCGUUAUGCAAAUUUAGGUAGCUAUUAUUUGAAAGCGUUGAAUAUUUUGCAAUAACCUGGACCACUUUAGGAAUCACUGGCCUGGCGUAUACCGAUGACGAAUACAAAAAUCACAUUUGGCAAAACCAGAGGCAACGCCGACAAAGUGGAUAUACAAAGGAUAAUAAUAAAUCUCGAAAAUAGACGUGCUCGUAGGGAAAUAAAAAUAAUUAUCUUGAAAGCGAUAAUAAACUAAUAAACUCUGAAGGGUGCGAUUUUCGACUGCCUUGAAGAUUUCAAAGGAAAGUAAAAUGAUUAUUGGUUCAUUUUUAUGGAAUUUUUACGAAGAUAUAUCUCUGUAUUUCCAAUCAAUUAUUUAGAUUCAUAAUAUUUUAUAUGUGGUUAUGGGAGCAAAUGUUCAAUUGUUGAAAGCACAUUAAAAAGACCAUCAAAAAUAUAAUAUACGUUUCAAUUGAAAAGGGCGUAUCUGCAAAAUAGCACAUUUGGGAUAUUUGUCUUUGAAGACUUUCAUUUCAUCCACAGAUUCAAUUGAAUUAAUAUGAAGAAAAAAUAAAUGAUAAUGCAUGUUAAUUAAAUUUAAUCUGUGGAUGGCACAAAUGAAAGUAUUUAAAGUUCAAUCAAUAUCCCAAAAGUGAUUUUUUGUAGAUACGCACGCACUUCUCAAUUCAAACGUCAGUAUAGAUUCAUCAUAUUCCAAUCUGAUCACGCUGAUGAAACUGUUGAAAUGAUGUUCGAUCAAUACAUUGCUUUCCGGAAAUAAAGAGGAUCUUAUACGAAUUCAAUACAGUAAUUACAAUAUCUUAUGCAUAAUGGACCUGUACUUAGCAACUCUCAUGCUUGUAGACACCUCUGAUAAUGCUUUGUCGGCAUUAUCCAUAACAGAAUUACGGUUCGUUUUAUGGGUCGGCUUUAAAAUUCAGUAAAGACGGAUAACUUUUUUGACCGUUAUGCAAAUUUAGGUAGCUAUUAUUUGAAAGCGUUGAAUAUUUUGCAAUAACCUGGACCACUUUAGGAAUCACUGGCCUGGCGUAUACCGAUGACGAAUACAAAAAUCACAUUUGGCAAAACCAGAGGCAACGCCGACAAAGUGGAUAUACAAAGGAUAAUAAUAAAUCUCGAAAAUAGACGUGCUCGUAGGGAAAUAAAAAUAAUUAUCUUGAAAGCGAUAAUAAACUAAUAAACUCUGAAGGGUGCGAUUUUCGACUGCCUUGAAGAUUUCAAAGGAAAGUAAAAUGAUUAUUGGUUCAUUUUUAUGGAAAAAAAUUUCGUUUUUCGUUUCUGCAAGAAUUCUGAAAUUUCAUAUUUUGAAAAUCUUGGGAGGGGUAAUUACUAUAUAAUACUAGUACUCUUCACUAUUUCUAUACGGUCUUGCUUACUGACUGACUGAUAUUUGUACGUUUUUGAGACUCAAUUAUUAAGUGAAGUUAGUGAAGGUGUUUGAAGUUUUUUUAUAAGUUAUAUUUGCCUUUGACCUAAGGACUUUUUGUUUAUUCAGUUAUUAAAGGUAAGAGCUUAAUAUACAAUUCGAUAUUUUUCAACCUUAAAAUUACUUUUUUGAAGAUAUAAAACUUGAAAACGAUUUAUAUUUGAAUGUAUUAGAUUUUUGUGUAUAACCAAUAUCGGGUGUUUCAUGUCAUCGUAUAUAGGCAAAAUCUCGCUCAUUUGACGAGAUAAUAAAAAAAUUUCUGUUACUAGGGCCUAGUAACAGUUGGAAUAAUACAGAUCUAUUCUGAAUUUCUCCAAGUGAAUAUUAGAACUCUGAAAAUAGACGAGCAGAUAAAUUCGAUUUUUUUAAUCUGAAGUUGGUUGUGUUGUGAAUAUUUCGGAGUGAAAACUUGUGUUUGAAUAUUUCGAUCUUUUUGUAAGGUAAGAUCUAUUGAUAAUCUUAAUUGAGACAGUUAAAUAAAGAAAUUGUGUUUUCCAGGAAAGCAAAAAUGUUUGGUCUAGUUCAUUUUCCCGACCAGACUUACGGAAUAUAUUCAAUGAAAAAUAUUUCAAAGAAAAAAGGAGAUAAUAAUGCCUGCAUUGUAAAACAUAGAGGUGCCAAAUAUGAAGCAGUACUGAUAACAGAAAAAGAGAAAAAAGAAGAACUGAGGGUACUUCAAGAUGAAAUGGUUGGACAGCUAAAAUCAGUAAAGAAAUCUGUAAGCGAUAAUAAUUUCACUGAUUCGAAAAUUGGAGAAAAAUAUGUGGAUAUGGACAGACCAUCUACUUCCUCCAUCAACCAUAAAUAUGUUUCCUCCGUUGUUAAAAAAGAUGAAGAAAGUAGUGAUGAAGCAAUUCAAGAGCAAAGAGAAGAACAGAGGAUUCUUCAAGAUGAAACGCUCGAACAAAGAGAAUCAGUAGAAAAAUCUAUAGGCAAUAAUCAUUCCACUGAUUCAAAAAUUGGAAAAAAAUAUGUGGAUAUGGAAAGACCAUCUACUUCCUCCAUCAACCAUGAAUAUGUUUCCACCGUUGAGGGUAGAGAUGAACAAAGUAGUGAUGAAGCAAUUCAAGAGCAAAGAGAAGAACAGAGGAUUCUUCAAGAAGAAACGCUCGAACAAAGAGAAUCAGUAGAAAAAUCUAUAGGCGAUAAUCAUUCCACUGAUUCAAAAAUUGGAAAAAAAUAUGUGGAUAUGGACAGACCAUCUACUUCCUCCAUCAACCAUGAAUAUGUUUCCACCGUUGAGGGUAGAGAUGAACAAAGUAGUGACGGAGCAUUUCAAGAGAAAAUAAUUAUAGAAGAUAUAUUGCUUAAUCCGCGGAGAUCGCCAGAAAAAUCUCUAGUCUAUGAGGAUUUCAAUGAUUUUUCAAUUGGAACAGAAUAUGUGGAAAUUAACCGAUCAUCUACUUCUCUUAUGAAGAACUUCGAUGAUACUGUUUUCUCCACUGUUUGUGGAGAGGAGGAAGACAGAUAUGCAGAAUUUCAAGAUAAUAGUACCAUGGAAGCUUCAGAUAUGAAUGUUGACAAAAACAAACAGAGUAUUAUGCAACAUCAUGGAAUACCAGUUCAAGUGGAACCUGAAGAUGAGAUAGAAUUAUCAGUUUAUGGAGACAAUUCUGAUGAUGAUUCAGAUUAUAAUUUAUCUACUUAUUCAGAAACGCAAUCUGAUAACUCACGAGAUGGCAGUCGGAGCUCAACACCAUGUUCCUUUCUAUCUGAAAUGGAUCUGAAUAUUGAGGAGAAAACGCAACCGAAUGAGUCCAAUAAUAAUUCCCUCUCGAAAAGCAUCCAAGUUCAUUUAUCUGCCUCGUUAAACGAACCAGGGUGCGAUGAUGAAAAUAUGAUGGUAACUGAGUCCCGCGGAAGAAAAGGAGACAAGAAGGCAAAUUUUUGUUUCUACUGCCAUACGAAACAGCAAAAAAUCUCACGACACCUAGAGAAUAAACACAGCGGUGAGGAGGAGGUGAAAAAAUUUAUUAUGUUACCAAAAGGUAACGUAGAAAGGGCCAAGAUUAUUGGUCAGAUAAGAAAAAGGGGAAAUUUCCUUUUUAAUACGAAUGAGAAUUUAAAUGAUGGUGAGCUGAUUGUGGCGCGACGGCCUAAAAGCAGCAGGAAUAAAAGUGGUAGGGAUUACAGUGCAUGUGCAAACUGUAAGGGAUUUUUCUCAAAAGCCACCCUUCGAGUGCAUUUCAGAUCCUGCACAGGCAUUGAUUCCGACAUUAAAAGAUUGCCAAAUUUGCUAAGUAAAAAAAUCACAUCAAGAAUACAUCCUAUGGCAUCAAUAACUGUGAGAAAUCAUUUAUUCCCACCGCUGAGGGAGGAUGAUGUAUGUAGAGCAAUCAGAUAUGAUGAACUCAUCAUCAUUUAUGCUAACAAAAUGGUGGAAAAAUAUAGAGAACCGAGACAUUUCCAAAUGAUAAGGCAGAGAUUACGAUUAAUUGGUAAUUUCCUCAUUAAAAUGAAGGCACUGAGUAAGGAAAUAAAUAAUUUAGCCUCUAUAUAUGACCCAAAAUUUGUAGACAUGGUUUUAUCUGCUAUAAAUAUGUGUGCCCGGUACACUGAAACUACGAACUGCUUCGAAGCUCCUUCGGUAGCGUUCAGUUUGGGCACACUGCUGAAGCAGAUUGGCAAUUUAUUAAUAACAGAGUGCAUUAAAAACCACAAGGAAGAAAUGCGAAAAAAUGCUAAAUAUUUCUUGAAAGUUUUCGCUCAAGAAGUGAACAUAAAUGUAAACAGAACUGUUGCUGAAACUCAACUGAAAAUGAGUAGAACAAAAACAGUUAUGCUACCCACAAUGGGCGACAUAAAAAAACUCAGCGACUAUUUGACCAAGAAGAGAAAAGACGCCCUUGAGAAAUUGAAAAUUUGCUUCUCGUCAUUGGCCUGGAUAGACUUAGCAGAGGCAACGCUAACGUCUAUCCAGGUUUUCAAUAGACGACGCGCUGGAGAAGUCGAGAGAAUUAGCAUUACCGAAUUUGAAAAAUACGAAACGAUUGAGAGAAGUAAUAAUGAUCUAUUUCAAUCACUUUCAGAGAAAUCAAAAGAAAUUGCAAAAAAAUAUGUUCGAUUCACUAUAAGGGGCAAGUUGAAUCGGACGGUUCCUGUUCUAUUGGAUACUCAUUUAUGUGAGUGCAUCCAAUUAAUAAUAAAAAACAGAACAAAUAUGAGGGUCCACAAGAGUAACCCUUAUGUAUUCGGUACACCAGGGUCGGAUACAAAAAAGCAUCCACAUCUGAGUGCCUGCACUUUGAUGAGGAAAUUCUCUGAAGCUUGUGGUGCUGAGCACCCGACAAGACUACGUGGCACCAAUUUGAGGAAACAUAUAGCCACUACGUGUAUUACUUUGAAUCUUGAAAAUCAAGACGUAGUGGAUUUGUCGAACUUCAUGGGCCAUUCGGAGAAGAUACACAAGGGCAUUUAUCGUCAGCCCAUUAUAAGUAGGGACAUUUUGGGCAUUUCACAACUCCUGCAAACAGCUCAAGGAGAAAAUGAAAAUGCAAGCAGUGAUGACUCCGAAAAUGAGGUUGUCAAUGAUGAAGAACCAAUUCCUACAAAUGAAAUCAAUUCAACAGGAGGAACUCCAAAUCUUAGUGGGGGGAAUAGGAGGAAUUCCAGCAAAGCCCAUACCCUAUCUGGCACCCUCAAAAGAGUGAGGUGGACCCAAGAGGAGAAGGAUGCUAUUUUCCGUAUUUUCGGAGAAUAUAUGAAUAGAAAAGCUCUACCUCCUUUGAAAGUGAUACAAACAGUGAUAAAAGAAACUCCUGUUCUUCAGAAUCGCACGUCACCACAAAUAAAGACAUGGAUUCACAAUCAGCUGAAGGGCUCCAAGAAGAAACUUUCAUUUUCAAACUGAAUAUUUGUGAUAUUUUUAAUUUAUACAUAGUCAUUCGUUUUUAUUCAUAUUUAUUUAUUUUUUCAUAUAUUUAUUUACUUUUCAAGAAAGUUGUUUAUGUUUCUUCAUUUUCAUUCAUUUAUUUUCAUUUAUAUUUGUUCGUUUUAUUUAGAGAUUUAUUUAUGUUCCUUUGAAAUUCAUUUAUUUGUAUUCUUAAGAUUUUUUCAAGAUGGUGUUUCUUUCGAAACACUUCAUUUACAAUUGAAGUUUAUUAUUUUUCUUAAUCAAAAACCAAAGAAAAA